Molecule: messenger RNA, 342 nt
Organism: Danaus chrysippus (African queen)
Lineage: Eukaryota; Metazoa; Arthropoda; Insecta; Lepidoptera; Nymphalidae
Source: the annotation of a GenBank genome assembly
AUGGCUACAGCGAUGGACGUAGAUGAAGAAGAAGUCGAAAUGGCAUCGUCGAGCAGUGGCAAAGGCGACAAAAAAAGAUUCGAAGUUAAAAAGUGGAAUGCAGUAGCUUUGUGGGCUUGGGAUAUCGUUGUGGACAACUGUGCUAUUUGCCGUAACCACAUCAUGGACCUGUGUAUAGAGUGUCAAGCUAAUCAAGCUUCUGCUACUAGUGAAGAAUGCACAGUGGCUUGGGGAGUUUGCAAUCAUGCUUUUCAUUUCCACUGCAUCUCUCGUUGGCUAAAGACAAGACAAGUGUGUCCUCUCGACAAUAGAGAAUGGGAGUUCCAAAAGUACGGACACUAG